AUGUUCUGGUGCAUCCGGAUGUUCAGGAUUGUGUGCUCUUGGAAAUACCACGUGUGGUCAGGGAGGUGUGGCAUCGACAUUCGGUGGUUGUUACUUGGAGUGCUUACCCUUCGGAGAGGAGCGUUGCGGUGUUGCGGUUUUCGGGCCUCGGCUGCAGAGCAGCGGAAGAGGCAGUGCUGGCAGUCAUCAAGUCCGGUUUCAACAAAAUGUGACACAUUGCGAUAUCCCAGGCUUAACUGCGCCAUUGCUCAUGUAGCUUGUCUUCUCGGUGCGCGAAAGGCGGCUGAGAAAGCCCUCGAGCGAGCUGGAAAUGCCCUUGCCACAGAGCUCACAGCACAAGCCGAGUUCGACCGCUUGCGCCGGCGGGAGCUGCAGCGAGAGGUGGCUUCCCUGAAGAAGGCCAUCAAGGCCGCGCCCUUCGACCUCGUUGCAUUUUUUCGCCGCCUCCUGGCGGCCCCUUCACAGCGAAAGGGGCGAAAUUCCGCUUCAGAUGCUGUUGCGCCCUUCGAGGCACUUCGACGAGGAUUUGGUUUGCCACAGUGCUUCGAGCGCGGGCUCUGCACCGAGGAGGACUUUCAAGCCCAGCUAGCCCGCUGUCUUCGUGGUGGACGGCUCCGCUGGAACCGCCUCUUCGGCGGCGCAAAAAGGCCGACGCUGUUGGAGGUCUGCUCUGGCACCGGAGACUGGGUGGUGGCACAGGCUCAGGCAGAUGCCGGCCGUGCCAAUUGGGUCGCGAGCGAGCUGCGAUAUGACCGGGCCUGGAGCAUCAUGACGAAGGCCAUCUUUGCCGGUGCAGACAAUUUGGCGGUGAUCGCCGGCGAUGCUGGCACCGUGCUGAAAGAGUGGGUGCUCCCCGGGAGUGUGGCAAAGGUCUGCGUAAACUUCCCCGAGCCUCCGCAGACCACUCGAAACGCGAACUGUGACGAGGCGGAAUCCGAGCUGCACCUGCUGACAUCCGACUUUUUCGAAGACGUCCACAAAGCUCUAAGCGACAGUGGCGUCUUGACCAUUUUUUCGGACAACCAGGAGUACAUGCGCUCCCUGGCACGAACUCUCGGCCUCCUUCGUCGGGGCCCAGGCGGUCGCCUUUUCGAGGCCUCGGGUGACGUGGACGCCUCGCACUUGGAGGAUGCUGAGGAGAUGUGUGGUUUGUUGAUCUGCCGUGGAUGUCCCGGCGAAGCCGAGGGCCACGCCGCGAAGGUGUCUUCCCAGUUCGACCGUUUCUUUCAGCAUGGCCAGCACACCGAUCGAUUCUACAUCUCCGUCGUCAAGGUCCAGGUCACCAGCCAAGACGACCAGCAGCUUUGA
Messenger RNA from Symbiodinium sp. CCMP2592, 1308 nucleotides. The record is from the annotation of a GenBank genome assembly. NCBI's taxonomy places the organism in Eukaryota, Dinophyceae, Suessiales, Symbiodiniaceae.